AAAAGAGAUCAAUAUAGGGAGCCGUUACAACUUCGUCUUAAACUUAUAACUACUACUACCACUGUUUUUGUUUUUGUGCGUCAAAAAGUAAACGUUGUUAAAUAAGUGUUGCGGAAGAACGGUUAGAAAAUGUUCAAAAAGCGAGCAGGCCAAGGGGGCGGAAUUCGGAAGAGGAAGACAGAAAGUGACAAAAGCAGCAGUGAAGAUGAAACUGUUGUGGUGAAGAAAGGGCGGAAAAUGGAUUACAAUAACCCAUUAAUUCAGCGUAGCAAAAAUAGAGGCAGCAAGUUCAAUGCAGAGGAACACAGUUCAAGUGACGAGAGUGAUGGGGUGGGGUCAGCAUAUAAAUCUCGUCGGACAGGGGAGAGAGAAGGACCAGCUGACAUGGGUGCUACAUCCACCAUUCAGUUUGAAACGGAGAAAGACCGUGAUGCUCAAGCAAUAUUUGAAAGGUCACAAAAGAUUAAUCAGGAAUUAAAAGGUCAAGCAGAUGAUAAGAUAUACAGAGGCAUAAAUAACUAUACUGAGUUCUUUGAGAAGAAAGACACAGCACUGGGCAACGCUGCCAAAGGAGGAGUGCGGAAAGGACCCAUUCGAGCACCGGAUCACUUGCGAGCAACCGUGAGAUGGGAUUACCAACCUGAUCUUUGCAAAGAUUAUAAAGAAACUGGAUUCUGUGGCUUUGGAGACAGCUGCAAGUUCCUCCAUGACCGCACUGACUACAAGUUAGGAUGGCAGCUGGAAAUGGAGUCUUCCAAAAAAAGAGGGGGGGCAGGUGACAGCGAUUCAGACGAGAACUGGGAAAUACCAAGUGAUGAUGAACAUUUACCUUUCAAGUGUUUCAUAUGCCGAGAAUCCUUUGUUGAUCCUGUGGUAACCAAGUGUCAACACUACUUCUGUGAAAAAUGUGCUCUUGAACAAUUCAAGAAGACCAAACGUUGUUAUGUGUGCGCAGAAAAUACUGGGGGCUUAUUUAAUCCAGCCAAAGAACUCAUUGCAAAGUUGAAAAUGGAGGAGGAGGAGGAAGUUGAAGAAGGACCUGAAGGCGAUGAAGAAUUUCCUUCACAGCUCAUUCAGGGAUCCCCCUCAGAAUCAGAGGUUAAAGAGGACGAUGAUUUGACAGAGAACGGAGAUUAUCACGAGGACGGGCAGCGUGAUGGAGCAUCCCCGCAGCCCCCUGUCGGGACAGGCGCGCGACGAAAGCGCAAAAAGAAGAAAAAGAAGGGAAGGGCCAAAGUUGCUGCCAGCAGUGAAGAUCACAUGGAUAAUGAAGGAGAUGAUUUUGACACUAUACUGAAAGAAGUCAAGGCAAUCUCAGGGGAAUCACUGGAUAAGUCAACUGUAGAUAAAACUUCAAACGAUAGACUCAAGAAAGGUCUGUUAACUGUCGAGCACAAGCAUCUCAAUCCACAAAAUGAGAUGAAGAGGAUAUUUGGCUCAAGAAUUGUUCAAGCAAAUGAGAAUAACAGACGACGAGGCAGAGUAGGGAGAUCUCGUUCAACAUGGAUAGUCCAGGGUCAAACGCACUGGGCACAGCAUCCUAGAGCUGGUAUUUCUAUGGUGUUGGUAGAAUCAGCACCUACAUAUCAAGUUUUUAAAUAUGUCCACAGUACUUCAUACCAGCAAUUCCAGUUCAAGUUUUUAGAAGCCGUUGAAUCCUUGAACCCAGAAAACAUUAUGACCCUUCUUAACCGUGAACCUUUCCACGUAGAUACAUUACUCCAAGUAUCCGAAAUCUUUCGGUUAGGUGAUGACUCUUCAAUGGCAGCACAGUUGAUAGAAAGAGCACUGUAUGUUUUGGAAUCCUCUGCUCAUCCAUUAUUUAAUAUAACUACAGGGUCCUGCAGACUGCAUUACCGACAGCAGGAAAACAGGAGCUUCUUCAUCUCACUUUUCCGCCAUAUUUUGAAUGUGGGGCAGAAAGGAUGUUACAGAACAGCAUUGGAAUUGUGCAAACUGUUGCUCAACCUCUCGCCUGAAGAUGACCCACUGGCUGUCUCUCUGAUGAUUGACUUUUAUGCACUUCGAGCUCAGGAGUAUAGUUGGCUUGUAGCACUUUAUGACUGGUAUGAGCCAACAAAGAAUCUUUCUAUGCUACCAAGUUUUGCCUUCUCAGUCCCUUUGGCUUUGUUUCAUCUGAGUGAAGGUGGGGAUGUUCCAUCAGGGAAAGACAAAAGAGAGUCCACUAAAGCAGCUGCCUGGGCGGAGGAUUUGGGAACUCCAGAGGAGAUGCGGGAAAGAGCAGAUGGCAUGCUUCAGAGGGCACUGAUAAUGUUUCCAGGAGUUCUUAUGCCUCUUUUGGAUAAAUGCAAUGUCCAACCAGAUCCUGUUGUUGCAGCUCAUGCAUUCUUUGGUCCUGCAGCACAGAAUGAUCAGAGCAAAGGUCUCAGUCAAAUAGUAAACCUGUAUGUUGGAAGAUGUUACCAUGUGUGGAAAGAAGCAGGUGUCAUGAGUUGGUUGGAAGAAAAUGUGAGUGUAGUAGUUGCCAGAGUUGAUAGUGGUGAUCCACUGGUUAAAGAAGGAGAGGAAAUAAGAAAAGUACGUUACCAAGGAACUCCACUUGCAAUUUAUCGCCACAUACUUAUGGCAGAGAUUAAAGAUGCUACUGCAGCUCUGCCUUCUGCUCUAGCAAAUACCCCUGUCAUGAGCUUCGAUCCGCUUCCCCCACCUGAUUCAGUAUGUGGUUACAGUAGGCCUACAGUCCUUGGUCAAUCUGGAGCCAAUUCUUCAAACAUACUUGCAACUUUCUUCCGUUCCUUACUUCCAAAUUAUGACCCCAGUGCUUCAGAAAAUGAGAGACACUUGGAAAACGUAGUAGCUGCAGCAGCAGCUGGUGGUGCAGCAGGAGGUGAGGAUGGAGAACAGGGCGAUGCGCACGGCAUAGGAGACCUUCGAGCUUCGGUUAAUACGCUUCUUGAUGCGAUGAGAGAUUUACUCUCCAACAUCCAUCUGCCCGAACCCCCUGGGAAUGAGGCGGAUCAGUCUGAAGACGAGAACCACGAAUGGGAUUAACGCUGCGAUAAAGAUUUAAGGGGGAAUUUGGUCAGAAGGUCCUCAAGUCAUGACUUGAGUGUGAUUUGAAGGUUACUGUUGUAAUACACUUCUGUAAAUAGUUUUCAGCGUUUGAAAUCGGGGAAAGAUUCUCAUGAGGCUGCUGAAUUCUUAUGACAUACCUAUUGACUGAAAGUUCAUAUUUUCAUUAUUUUACAGUGCAUCUGAAUGUUUCUAUGGCACAAAAUUUUAACAUGGCAAUACUUAAACAUAUAAUCAGGUUUUAUUGUUUACAGAUUGUAUACUAGACGUGCGUUGUUGCAUUUGAGAGUAUUGUUUUAUUUAGUUAUAUGUAGUCCGGGACUCCAUUAAACUCUCUCAGGUAUUCUUAUAAACAGCCAGCGUUACUUUAGAUCUGUGAUAGACUUGUGGAAUACAGAGAAUGGUUAAUGGUUAUUUAGCAAAACCAAAAAGAUAAACUUUUAUAAAAUACAGUAUAGUAUAAUUAGUUGCUACCUUUCAUGUUUCAUCACUGAUUACUGGAUUCAUGGAAACAUUAUUAUUUUGAUGACAAAUUUUGCUGGCCUAACAAUAGGCUAUUUUCUCUCUUUCCAUAUGCAUUCGCAAUGACUUAACUUGGCCCUGGGUUAUAUAAUCUGAUUUAGGAGUUUUCAUCCUUAUACUGUUCAUUUCAUAAGAUUAAUGAAUUGAAAAAAUUUCUGCAAGCAAAAUUUUCAGUAACAAUCUCAAAUCACCUGAUUUUUAAGUAGGUAAAUAUGCUCAGUUCACCACAAUCUCAUGUCUGGCUGGAUAUUGCGCUUUGAUGGGAAUUCACAAAAAUCAGUUUUGACAUUUUAUACUGCAUCAGUCAGGCAGCUAACUGUUGCCUCUGUCAGCAUUGACUGAUUGCUGAGAGGAUAAAGAUCCAGUGUAAUUCAUUGUGUGUGACUGUAUAUGAGAGUACAGUGUUUAGGAAAUGUCUGUCAAGGGUAACACAAGUGUGUCAUAGCUGCUAAGCCCAAGAACUUGUGUAAGAGGUUGUUUCUUGAUGAUAUUCUUUUUGUGGUGAAGCUAGUACAUACAUAAAUUGACAGUGAUUGGAAGGAUACAGAAAUGAUUUGGACAUGUAUUUCACACAACCCCUGGGAGAAUAGUAUGUGAUCCAUCAGGUGGGUUCUUAUGGACACCAGAAGUUGGAAGACCCAGACUUACUUGGGUGAGAACUACUAUGAAGUGGUAGGCAGGAUAUUCUUGGAAGAUAGAUAACAGGAAACACAAGAGUGGUUGGAUUUCACCAAUGCGCUUUUUUACCACAUGGCGUUGGAAGUAAUGACGCUGCAAUAUUGUAGAUAUAUUCGUAUAUAGUUAUUUAAUUUUUUUUAUGACACUUUGCUUUAUAAUUGGCUAUGAUGGGAUGCAACACAUUCAUACACCCAGGGCCAAUUGUCUUCUUGCUCUUUGUAAUUGGUCUUUCAUCGAAACUGCCGUAAAGUUCUUAGGGAUAGGAAGUACGUAUAAGAUAUCUGAAAGAAAACGAAGUCUGGUAACUUCAGUGUUUUCUAUAGCGUGUGCUGGCAUUAGCUAUGAUAUUUUCAAGCCAGUAUCUCAUAAUAUUUUGGUCUGUUCAUUUUAGGGACUUGGCAUAAUCGCGUUUGCAUUGCAUUAAUAUUUGCAUAUCAGCCUUGUCUGUCAUAUUCUUAUGAAACUAAAGUGAUGUACUGUAAAGGUGUGUGAUGUGCUUGUAGCUAUUUAGUAAUCAAGGGUCAAAGAAAAAUCAAAAUGAUUAAAUAAGUGGAAUUUGAGCUUCAUUAAAUCCUAAUUUAACAUUACUGAAGCCUCUCUUGUGUUUCGUCCAAAAAAAACCUGCGACCCAGCAAGCUAGAUGUUUGAAUAAACUUCAUAUUAAAUUUGAAUAUCACCUUAUUUAUUUGUAUAAUUUUACAGCUUGUGGUAUGUAUUUUAUUAGUUUUGUACAUCAAUCAAUCAUGAAUAUAAGAGACGUUAUUUUAUUUAGUCCUGAUAAGUGUAACACACCCCAUGAAAAUUUUUAAAAGAGAAUUGAUUUUUUCAUAAAGACCUUUUACUUGUAGUGCCCAUUUUGUUUGCCAUAAAGUAUCCCAAGCAGCACUCAUUUUGUUUAUUGUAAAAUGUCUCUUGACAAAGAUACUCCGAGGGAAGAAGAAUCACUGAUGUGCAUACAUAUUUUGCAUUAGAAAAUGAAUCUUGAGUAUUUAGUUGCCGAAGUGAAUUACGUAUUCUUAAUUUGUUGAUUUUUCAAUAAAUAUAUUCUACAUUUAUCAAAUAGAA
Messenger RNA from Macrobrachium nipponense, 5298 nucleotides. RefSeq names its product ribosome quality control complex subunit TCF25-like. The coding region runs from base 130 to 3012 and encodes 960 amino acids. Gene Ontology annotation, molecular function: metal ion binding. Lineage: Eukaryota; Metazoa; Arthropoda; Malacostraca; Decapoda; Palaemonidae. The record is from RefSeq and is a predicted model, not a curated record. The transcript is spliced from 19 exons. Gene Ontology annotation, cellular component: RQC complex.